AUGGCCCAGGCCCCCGAGGACCCUGGAGAAACAGACCUCGAGCAGAGGAUCCUGCGGGUGCUGAGGGACGCUGGCUCCCCUGUGAAGUCCGUCCAGCUGGCAAAGGAAUGCCAAGUGCCCAAGAAGAAGCUCAACCAAGUCCUCUACCGGAUGGAGAAGGAGUCGAAAGUCUCCCUGGCGGGCCUGGCGAUGUGGCGCCUGGGCGAGGGAGGGACCGGAGAAGUGGUCCCCACAGAGCCGGCCCAGCUCAGCCAGGCGGCGAGGCCCCAGCGGGACGCAGCCGCGGUUCCAGAGGAACCUGACCCUCAGCUCAGCGAACAGCAGAAAGCCAUCUAUAGGUUUCUGGAAGGCGCUGGGCCCUGUAAGGCCCUGAUCAUCGCCCGGGCCCUGGGAAUGAAGACAGCAAAAGAAGUCAACCCACACUUGUAUGAUAUGAGAAAGAGGCACCUUCUGAGUCUUGAUGAGAAAUCAAGUCUAUGGUCGAUUUAUCGACCAGAUUGUGGAGGAAGAAGCGAGUCCCCCGCGAUUAUUUACCAGCAAAAUCCAAUCAACAUGAUCUGUCAGAAUGGACCAAAUAACUAUAUUUCCAUUGAGAACUCAGAAGACAUCCAGAUUGGACAUGGGAACGUCAUAGUGAAGCCAACCGCCUCUGGGGAGAAUGGUUCCGUGGCUCCCCUCCACCUCCCUCCAAUGGCACCAGCUGAUCCCCCGACGCAGAGUUCCCCGGCUGCAGCCUGGGCGCCCCAGGACAUCCGCUUGGAGAAGUCUGUGCUCAGACGGGUGCUGCUGGGACAUGGCAACGAGAUGAGCCUUACCAGUGCCCCGGCCGAAGGCCCGGCUGCCUGCGGCCCCUCCGGCAGCCCCCCAGUCUCUGCCACCACUGUUGGCUCAGGAGCUUCGUUCAAAAUUCCAGGGUCCAAACCAGGACCUGACUGCAAGGCAGAUGGGAUCCAGAGAGUCCACAUCAGUUCAUGCUUCCUUGAGGACACUGCCAUUGGCAACGGCAACAGAAUGACUGUCAUCUCAGGGACAGCUGGUCCAGGAGGAGUUGCAGAGCCUGAGGACAGCAGAAGGGGCCCUGAGGAGCUGGACAAGGAUGCAGGACCCCUCUCCGAAGGUGCGGAGCCCAGAAGGGAGUUCCCUCCGGACCCGGCUUCCUCCCUCAGCACCAACGUCUCGAAGCUCUUCUCCCACCUAGAAGCCGUGACUCUUGAAAGCAGGGAUCCCCACAACGCCGAAGACGGCGGCCGGGUGGACAGAACCCCAGACGUGGCGUCCCAGGGGGAGGUCGAGCCCAGAACAGACAGCCAGCCUCUCUCGGAAAGAGCAGGCGAACGCCAGUGA
Messenger RNA from Puma concolor (puma), 1344 nucleotides. RefSeq names its product Z-DNA binding protein 1 (gene ZBP1). Gene Ontology annotation, biological process: positive regulation of type I interferon-mediated signaling pathway. Gene Ontology annotation, molecular function: double-stranded RNA adenosine deaminase activity; RNA binding; DNA binding. Gene Ontology annotation, cellular component: nucleus. Lineage: Eukaryota; Metazoa; Chordata; Mammalia; Carnivora; Felidae. The record is from RefSeq and is a predicted model, not a curated record.